AUGUCUCACUGGACCGAUGAUAGCCUGCCGGUGCAGUGCAGCUCUCCUGUAGCCGACAUAGACUCGUCUGGAGGCGAGCACACGGAUAUGGACAGCGAUAGCGACGACAAUGACUGGCCCGAUACCGUCUGGGCUGAUGAGCCCACGACGGAAUCGACCAUCCGUAAUGCUGAGGUCCCGGAGCGAAAGCUCACCGCAUUUUAUCCAUCCCCUCCGCACGGCCUGAAGCCACAGGAAACGCGGCUGCUUCGCCUCUUGCCUGGCGAAUUCGAUAGCCCUAUACGAUGUAGCCUGUCUAUACAGUCUUUGGCGGAUGGACCGACCUACGAAGCUUUGUCGUAUACCUGGGGUAAUACUACAAAAGACAAUGCGAUAUUGGUGAACGAAUACUAUAUGCAGGUCACUGACAACCUUCUUGCGGCCCUAAGAUAUAUCCGACGUCGAGAUCAAGUGCGCAUACUCUGGGUUGAUGCUAUCUGCAUGAACCAACAUUCUAUAGCAGAGCGUAAUCACCAAGUGGCGUUUAUGAAUGAGAUAUACAGGACCGCAGCCCGGGUACUAAUCUGGCUUGGAGAGGGUAUGGAUGUUACAGACGAGCAGCCAUCGUUAUAUUCUGUGCUCAGCGACCCCGCGACUUGGGCCAAGCAGCAUCAUAUCAACAGAUCAUUCCAAUCUGCUACGAGGAAUACGAUUCCAUCGUGGUGGAAACGGGCCUGGACAGUACAAGAAUACGUGGUCGCUAGCUCGACCCCAGUCAUUUGCUUUCGUGCUUAUGCCGUGAGUCUUGAAGAUGCGGAGAAGAUUACACGACUCAGGCAACACGAUACCUCCGGGUUCUUCUCACGAAUAGACGAAUUGGCACAUCUCGCGAAGAUGCACAAGGAUCGAGGAGUGGAUCUCCUCGAAGCUGUGAGACUGACAGCAGACUGUCAAGCGCUUGACAUGAGGGACAAGGUGUACAGCGUGUUGGGACUAUUGAAGCCCAGCCAGGUGGGACUCCUCAAGCCAGACUAUUCAAUGCCGACUGGAGAGGUUUAUGCUCUGGCCACAAAAAUAUGCUUACAGUCGGCGGAUAGCUUCGCCUUGUUUCCCGUGCCAAGGUUAUACCAGGGCAUGAGUCAUAUAGAGGCGAUAUCAUCCGAUAAUCCGUCGUCCGUAAUGGUACCAAGCUGGGCCAUGAACUUUGCGGACGACGCCGCAAGAUUACGUCGUAGUCUGAGCGAGCUUGAGCAGGCCACCUCAUUCGCAAAGCAGGAUCUGCCUCCUCCUCACGACAACUUCGAGGGUAUGCGAAAGCAAGAUGGUCUCUCCACGCCUUCUCUUGUGCUGCACCGCUACAUAUAUCAAGUUGGCAAGGUCAGUAACAUGAUUCCAGCUGGUGGUGCUGCUAGCCGCUACGCCCCACUGGUUGGAAUGCUGGCCCAAAAAAUGGCAGAACUCUUUCGGAGAAAUAUUGAAGGCACGUCUGCCAUGACUGAGCUUCACGAUGAUUUGGCUCUUCGGCAUUCGGUGACCUAUCAAGGAGAGUGGAGACAGGCCAUUGGCAUGAUGAGAGAAAGCUUCCGACAGGCUAACUACCCGUACGAUCAGGUCGGUGUUGGUAGUGCGCUCGUUCGGGCGCUCGAAUGGACCACCGGGGGAAAGGCUUCAUUGCUCGAUGGCCUCGAACAAUAUAUCGAAAGUGCCCAGACCUUGGGAGUCUCUGGCGCCAUCCUCCUUGGCUAUGCCAUGCGGAGGAGAAUUUUUGAGCACUGCUUCCGGGGAUGGCAAGAUCAAGAGUGCAUCCAGUGGCUGCGCCUCCGUGACAUGGGUGCACCGAAAUUGGAGGGUAAUGGUGCAUUGUUCUGUACGAAUCAGUCGCAUUUCGGAGUUGCCGAGGCCGUAGUUGAGAAAGGUGAUGUUAUCGCGUUAUCGAUACCGGAUAUGAAGACCAUACUACUCAAACCUCAUCGGGGAUUCUUCUACCGGACAGUGCGAUAUCAAUACAAAGGCUUCGUCUAA
Molecule: messenger RNA, 2001 nt
Organism: Recurvomyces mirabilis
Lineage: Eukaryota; Fungi; Ascomycota; Dothideomycetes; Mycosphaerellales; Teratosphaeriaceae
Exons: 2
Coding region: 1-2001 (666 amino acids)
Source: RefSeq, a predicted model, not a curated record